Molecule: messenger RNA, 1161 nt
Organism: Aspergillus calidoustus
Lineage: Eukaryota; Fungi; Ascomycota; Eurotiomycetes; Eurotiales; Aspergillaceae
Source: the annotation of a GenBank genome assembly
AUGACUCGCCCCGAGCCGCCCCCAAAAUCCUCCAAAAUCCCUCGAAAUUUUCCGGAUGGCCACGCCUGGGAGCUGUCGCAACAUCAAAAAAAUACGAAAAUGGCACCCACAACAGAGCACAUUCUUCCACCCACCAUGCGUUCAUGGGUACGUACAAGACGUGGUCCUGCCAGCAGUACGCUCCAACUGGCCAGCAUCCCCACGCCCGACGUGCCGACCGAGCCGUCGUCGGAUGUGCUCAUUCGCGUGUCGCAUGCCUCGCUCCAAGUGAGCACUGAGAUGAUGAUGAAGGCAAUUCCAUCUCUGCCCUUUUCUGGCCCGUGGGUCCCCGAGCUCGAAUUGUCUGGACACAUCGUGACCGCGGGCGGCGGAGCCCCGGCCCAGUUGCGCACUCCAGGCACGCGCGUCAUUGCCUUUCGGAACCCCCUCGCGGCCAUGUUGAUGGGUCACGGCGUGCUGGCCGAGUAUGUUCGACUCCCCAGUAAUCAGGUGUGUCUCAUUGACCCUGCAGUGGACAUGGCGGCUGCCUCUGGCAUCCACUGCUCGGGAAGUGCGGCGCUCAACAUGAUUCGAACCGCAGGCGUGCGGGAGGGUCAUCGUGUGCUGGUAAACGGGGCCAGCGGCUCAGCCGGGUCGCUUCUCGUGCAGUUGUGCAAGAUUCGAGGAGCCGCGGUCGUUGGUGUUGCCAGUGGUGGGAACGAGGCCAUGGUGCGCGGGCUGGGCGCCGACGAGUUCAUUGACUAUCGACAACACCUCCCUCUUUCCGCGUAUCUUGCGCAAAUGUACGGCGAUCGGCCGUUCGAUUUUAUUCUGGACUGUGUCGGCACUCAAGAGCUGUUUGUGCACUCGCCAGAUUAUCUGAAGCCCGACGGGGGUGUGGUCAACAUUGGAAUGCUCGAGGGAGUCGGGGUGACGGUGUGGAAUAUGCUCGUCAACAGUUGGCUGCCAACACGCCUGGGAGGAGUGCCACGCCGAUACAUUGGAAUCAGUUCACCCCCGAAGCGUGAUGACGCGAUCUAUCUGGCCCAUCUAAUCGAGCAGGGCCGCCUGCGGAUUCCCGUCGAUUCGGUCUUCCCCAUGGAGGAUGCACUAGGCGCAUACGAGCGUAUCGCCACCCAACGCGCUCGCGGCAAAGUUGUGAUUAGAGUUGGUAGUGAGUAG